AUGCUGCUGGCCCAGCGUCUUCUUCCUGACGAAGGUUGGGAUGAUGCCAGUGUGGAGCUACUCCUGCAUACGCUUUCAUCAAUGGACAGCAAUAAUUUCAGAGGACGCGCUGGUACAGGCGAGCGCGAAGGACGUGUAUUCUCCUCACUGGUUGCUCGUCGUCACUAUUACCUCGCACAUGGUGUGGAUCGAUCCGGUGAUGUAGCAGCAGUGCAACCUAAAGCCGCCGGGUCCUCACUCAUGGUUCAGCUAGCUAAUGCUUUGGCUAAGGAUGUACUGCCCCUCGCAGGCAUGCGAGCGGUGCAGGCUGCGCUUAUAUUACCUGUUGCGACCGGAAUGUCGCUCACGUUGUCCGACUUAGAGGCUGGAUUGAUACCAUUAGUAUUGGCGAAUGUCUUGGUUGGGUUCGAAGAUACCGGCUCUGGUGGAUACUUAAAUACAGAUUUGGCGGGUAUGGCAGCAAUGAUGGAUGGAUCAAUACACAUGACUAAAUUAGUGGCUGUUGGUGUAGCACAUGUAAUCAAUAAUGCGUACGGUGUCCAGGCAUCCAAAUGUGUUCACGAAAUUGAAUUGGCUAUGAGAUCUGGACGUGUGGAUGCUGUGGUGCAGAUUCUCGAUAAGACUUCUUGGUGCCCCUCCACUCCCACUCUUGACUUUUUCAUCACAAUACUCCAAAUGGGAAAUCGAAGACUACUUAACGAACGUAAACAAGUAGCAGGCUACAUGCGCAUGAAGCUCAAUGCGGUAGCCAUGGAGGAGGGCGAGCGUGUACUGCACGUCUUAAGCAACGAAAUCUCCUUUGCGAUGACACUUACGACUUUAUGUCCGAAUGUGACAAAUAUGCAAGAAGUAUCGCGACAGCUUACAUCACUCCGAUUCAUGCUCUUUUUAUAA
Messenger RNA from Plasmopara halstedii, 894 nucleotides. Its product is annotated as o-phosphoseryl-trna selenium transferase. The record is from RefSeq and is a predicted model, not a curated record. The transcript has 6 exons. Gene Ontology annotation, molecular function: tRNA binding; O-phosphoseryl-tRNA(Sec) selenium transferase activity. Bases 1 to 894 code for a protein of 297 amino acids. Gene Ontology annotation, biological process: conversion of seryl-tRNAsec to selenocys-tRNAsec; selenocysteine incorporation. NCBI's taxonomy places the organism in Eukaryota, Oomycota, Peronosporomycetes, Peronosporales, Peronosporaceae.